ACGGAGAAGUGAUUGUAUUAUCUGGUCGUCCUAGACACCGUCUACGACACUAUUUGUGCAAGCGGGAUAUGUCCAACUACAAUCCUCUCUCACCAGCUGACGAACCGAUCACCCGCUCUCGAACGCUCUUCUUCCUCUCCAUCCGCGACUCCAACCCAUUCUCCCGCGCCCGACCUAGUAGAGAAUACGGUCAUCAAAUCAGCCUUGAUGAUGAUGGUGAUGGUGAGGGUGAGGGAGAGAGACUAAUAGGUGGGAGAGAAGGGUGGAAAGAAGUUGGAAUGAAAGGGUUACCGCCAAAAUGGGUAGAUCUGAGCGAGGAGGUGGAGGAGAUUCUGGGACGGACAAGGAACAAGAUCGCUGUUUUAGAUAAGCUACAUGCGAAACAUGUCUUACCUGGCUUCACAGAUCGGUCAGGCGAAGAACGUGAGAUUGAGAAACAGACGAUUGAUAUCACUCGUGAUUUCAGACGCUGUACAUCUCUGAUAAGCAGUAUCACCCCAGAACGCGGCGCGCCUCGUGUGCAAGUAUUAACCACGAAGAAUGUCCAGCGUGGUUUGGCGCAAAAGGUGCAAGAAAUGUCGGGACAGUUUAGAAAGAAGCAAAAAGUUUACAUGUCCAAAUUACAAGGACAUCAGAUUAAGAACAAGGACUUAAUGGUUGCUAGCGGGGCGAUCACAUUAAAGGGUACAGAAGUACUUGAUGAAUUACAGGAAGACGAACAAGCCUCUCAAAACCAGCUCUCCCAAACGCAGCAAGCACAGUCCGCAGUAAACAUUGACAUCCAGCGACGAUCUCGUGAGAUUACCCAGAUCGCAUCUUCCAUUUCUGAACUAGCUGAGCUCUUUCGGGAUCUGGGUCAGAUGGUUGUUGAGCAAGGGACAGUGUUGGAUAGUGUAGAAUGGAAUGUGAUGGAAGCGGCAAAGGAGGUGAAAGGUGGAGAGGAGGAGCUGGUUGUCGCCAGACGCUACCAAGCCAAUACGGCUCGGCGAAAAUGUAUCUUCUUCCUCCUCCUCUGCAUAUUCGCCCUCAUCCUUAUUCUCAUCUACAAACCUCGCUCACAUUCUUCCCCUUCUUCCCCCGCUUCGUCCUCAUCCUUGUUAUCAUCAAAUUCUACAGCUACAUCGUCGUCUUGGGGGAAGUCAACGGCUCGUGUGAGGCCUUCGCAUGCGAAAGGGAGUGGGAAAGGUGGGAUUGUGUUGCCGAGCAGUACAGGCUCAACUGGAAAAGGAAAGGGACGACCGAGUCUUCCGAGACCUCCGCCUUUAGCGAGUACAACGGGUCGGCAUGGGUCUUCAUGAUGAUCUGGAGAAAAGACGGAGAGGGGCCUUGUAUGCCUUUUAUAGUGCACCACCAUAUCAUUGUUCACCAUGAGAAUUGCUUCUAUUGCCC
Messenger RNA from Cryptococcus deneoformans JEC21, 1389 nucleotides. Its product is annotated as t-SNARE, putative. Bases 69 to 1298 code for a protein of 409 amino acids. Gene Ontology annotation, cellular component: endomembrane system; membrane; SNARE complex. The transcript is spliced from 6 exons. The record is from RefSeq and is a predicted model, not a curated record. Gene Ontology annotation, biological process: intracellular protein transport; vesicle-mediated transport; vesicle fusion. Gene Ontology annotation, molecular function: SNARE binding; SNAP receptor activity. Lineage: Eukaryota; Fungi; Basidiomycota; Tremellomycetes; Tremellales; Cryptococcaceae.